Camelina sativa (false flax) is the source of this 970-nucleotide messenger RNA. NCBI's taxonomy places the organism in Eukaryota, Viridiplantae, Streptophyta, Magnoliopsida, Brassicales, Brassicaceae. The record is from RefSeq and is a predicted model, not a curated record.
GAUUCAACAUUUCCUGUGGAGAUGUCUUUCUGGAGCCUUAGCAACUACAGUACAACAUUUCCAGUUUGUCAGCGUUGUUGUUGCGGUGAUGAAACUAUUAACCAUUUACUUUUUAAAUGUCAAUUUGCUGAAGUAGUCUGGCGUUGUAUCAAUACUACAAUGGGAAGAGUAUUGAUAUUCACUGAUAAUCUUGAAGACAACAUCAAAAUGUUGAUCAAUAUCCAGCAACAACAACAUCAACCAUACAUAGUACAAUAUCUCCCCUUCUGGCUAAUGUGGCGGAUAUGGAAGUCGAGAAAUGGUUUCAUCUUUCGAAAAAUAAACCGACACCCGGCUACCGAAGCAACUAAGGCUGAACAAGAUAUCAAGGAAUGGUUCGACAAUACAAGAAAUGCAACAUCAAGCAACCAAGAACAAAAUCCAAGAAAUGGUCCUAUCACAAGAAGAAGACAAACUAAGAGAUGGAAUCCUCCACCAGUAGGUUGGUUAAAGUGCAAUUUCGAUAGUGGGUAUGUAGAAGGGAAAACUUAUACAAGAUCAGGAUGGAUAAUACGAGACAGUAACGGAACAGUUAUACGAUCGGGAGCAUCAAAACUGCAACAAGCACAUUCAGUUCUACAAGCUGAAGCCUUAGGAUUUCUUAAUGCUCUUCAGGAGGUUUGGAAUCAAGGUCUCAGAUAUGUUUGGUUCAAAGGCGACAAUUUAGAACUAAUAAAUUUGAUAAACAAGCAGCAAGAUCAUCAAAGGAUCCUACCACUACUCUUCGACAUUCGAUAUUGGAUGGCUAAGUUACCACACUCCUCAUUGGGACACGUUACACGUGAAGAGAACAAAGCUGCAGACAAACUCUCUCAUUUUGCUACAGAAAUGUUUUCUCAAUCACAAAGCUUUCAUGUAUUAUCUCGAUGGCUGACAGAAUAUUUGUAAUCCAACGUUUGAAUCAAUAAUCUGAUGUGGCUUAAUUUGAUGA